Messenger RNA from Passer domesticus (house sparrow), 1830 nucleotides. It is a transcript of the gene FAM181B, whose product is annotated as family with sequence similarity 181 member B. The record is from RefSeq and is a predicted model, not a curated record. Bases 98 to 1126 code for a protein of 342 amino acids. NCBI's taxonomy places the organism in Eukaryota, Metazoa, Chordata, Aves, Passeriformes, Passeridae. The transcript has a single exon.
CGCCCGCCGCCUUUUCCCCGCUGCCGCCGCCGCCGCCCGCCGGGCGCAUCCCAGCGGACUCUGUCGGGACUCGGGGCGGCGGCGCUCGCCGCCGGCCAUGGCCGUGCCCGCCGCGCUGCUCAGCCCCCACCACCUCCUCUCCUUCUGCUUCCCGGCCGCCGGCGGGCUCCUGGGCUAUGCCGACCUGGAGAAGGGCUACGAGGGCGGCGGCGGCGACGCGGGGGACUUCAGAGAAGCCACCCGGGACCUGCUGAGCUUCAUCGACUCGGCUUCCAGCAACAUCAAGCUGGCGCUGGACCGGCCGGUGAAGUCCCGGCGGAAGGUGAACCACAGGAAGUACCUGCAGAAGCAGAUCAAGCGCUGCACCGGCAUCAUCGCCGCCGCCGCGCCGCCGCCCGCCUGCCCGCCCGCCGCCUGCCCCGCCCGGCCCGCGCCGCGCCGGGAGCCCGCGCCGGCGGCGGGCAGCAGCCUGCAGAGCCGCAGCCUGGCCGCGCUCUUCGGCUCCCUGCAGCGGGGCCGGGGCGCGCCGGGCGCCGCCGAGGCCCGGGCGGGCGGCGGCGGCGCGGAGAAGGCGGCGGGCGGCCCGCGGAAGGUGCCGCUGCGGGACCGCAACCUGCCGCCCUCCUUCUUCACGGAGCCGGCGCUGCCCGGCCCCGCCGCCCGCGGGCCGCCCGCCAAGGAGCCGGAGAAGGGCGGCGGGGGCGGCGGCGCCGAGGCCGCCGAGUUCUUCGAGCUGCUGUGCCCCGAGUACGGCGCGCUGCUGCCCGAGCACGCCGCCCCGACCGACGCCUUCGGCGGCCGCCUGCCCGCCGAGCUGGGGCUGGAGCACGGGCUGUACGAGCUGCCGCUGCCCGCCGGGCCGCACCCGCUGCUGGGCGGGCUGCUGUACCCCGAGCCGCCCUGGAGCCCCGCCGCGCCCUGCAGCCCGCCCAGGAAGGCGCCGGCCGAGCCGCUGCGCCCCAUCUACCCCGGCGGCGCCGAGCCCGUGCCCGGCGGCAACGAGGAGCCCGGCGGGCCCCUGCCCCCGGGGUUCGCCCCCUUCUUCCCCGAGUGCCCGCUGCCCCCGCCGCAGCCGCCCUACGACUUCGGCGGCGGGUACCACCGCGGGGGCUACCCCGGGCUGUAGGGCGGCCGGCGGGAGCGGAGCCCGCAGCCCCGCCGGGGCUCCCACACUCCGCUCCUGUGAGAGCCCCGCGGGCACGGCCCCCGCUGCAAAUAAAAUGUGAAACUUUGGGUUUCUUCAGGUCUUUUUGUAGCGGCCGGUGCCCCCCUUUCAUCCUCCUUGCUUAGGGGCCAGGGCUUGGCCGCCUGUAGGCGGACGCGUUGCUGCACCUGUCGGCGAGAUGGGGACAGGGGCCGCGCUCCUCAGAGGCCGCGGGGACCACUCGUCAAUGAUUUCAGUCUACAUCUAAACCUCAUGUCAACACUUGAGGUGCGUUUAGCGUUUUUCCGAGGCUCACGUUUGUCAGAAGUGCUGGCAGGUGUUCAGCUGAGGACACAAAGGCGAGAAAGUGAAGCAAAAUUAAAAAUGCUGCUACCAAAACUCAGUGUACUGAAAUUUUAACAGCGUCUUGCAGGAUCUUGCAAAAAGGCAAUUUACAGUGAUUCGUAAGUUAAUUGAUGGUGUAAGUUCGGGACAAAAAUGUACUGUAGCCACUGAGGCCAUGUGAUUCCUACAGACUGUUGGAUUUCUUCCAGGAAUGUGUCAAAGCUCAGAAAGCGAUGCGGCUCCGUCUCAUUAUGUACAGGAGAUUAUUUGAUAAUCAUUUAAGUUAUGUAAAAAGAGUCUAUGAUAGGUCCUAUAAAAAUAAAGCUACACAAUAGAUCCGA